AACUGGAGGUUGCUUGUUGCUCGUGCGAUUCCAUGCCGGCCUGACCCUGUUAGAAUUUUGUUCCGGCGUCUGGAUAAAGAUGGAGACGAACAGAUCACGUUCACGGAGUUUAUCCUGGGCGAUCAACAUUACAUUGAAACGCAAUCGGCCGCUUUUCAUAAACUGGAUGAGGAUGGCGACGGUGUUGUAUCACGUGGAGAGUAUGAUUCUUACUACAAGAAAUUUGAUGACGAUCGCCGACGGAGUGAUGUCGAACGCGAUCGGUUCUUUGAAAGAUUGGUGAGUUUACUUCACUUCCUUCCUCAUGUGGCGGACGUACACACUUCGAUGCACAAUGGCUUUUGUGGAUGA
This is a messenger RNA of Angiostrongylus costaricensis, 351 nucleotides long. The record is from the annotation of a GenBank genome assembly. NCBI's taxonomy places the organism in Eukaryota, Metazoa, Nematoda, Chromadorea, Rhabditida, Metastrongylidae.